Messenger RNA from Rhododendron vialii, 2495 nucleotides. Its product is annotated as BTB/POZ domain-containing protein At3g49900. Gene Ontology annotation, molecular function: protein binding. The coding region runs from base 91 to 2091 and encodes 666 amino acids. The transcript is spliced from 4 exons. Lineage: Eukaryota; Viridiplantae; Streptophyta; Magnoliopsida; Ericales; Ericaceae. The record is from RefSeq and is a predicted model, not a curated record.
CAAAGACACAAGUGAUGUAGCAUCAGGGAAUUCCUCAUCGAUUCCAAAAGCCAUAGAUUUCUCUCAAGGAAAGAGAAGAGAAGAUCUGAGAUGGAGAAAUUGGUGAGGGGUUGGGAAGAGCUAGGGGUGGUGGACACAAUCUACGAGGAAGAACAUGAGUACUACUCAACAACCCCUUCUCUCUCCCCAUCUCUCUCUAUGCCUCCCACACCCCUCCAUUGCAGAGUUGAGGCAUGGUCGCUGACUACGGGAGCUGUUACCGAUGCCGUGAUACAAGUUGAUGACUCUCGUUUCUGCCUUCACAAGGGCCCACUGGCAGAGCGAAGCGGAUACCUGAAACGACAACUCGACGAAUCGUCCGAAAUAACCCUAUCGCCGCCGCUAAACAUCACGUCGGACACGUUCACUCUCGUCGCCGACUACUGUUACGGCAUCCACGUCCUCAUAACGCCCUUCAACGUCGUCGCCCUGAGAGUGGCGGCGGAGCUGCUCGAGAUGACGGAGGGCGACGGCGACGCGGCCGAGGACAGCCUGGGGCAGAUGGCGGAGGCGUACUUCCGCCGCGCGAUCUCCCUCAGCCGCGAGUACGCGUUGAUCGGAUUCCGAUCGUGCCUGCCGCUGCUGCCGGAGGCGGAGACGACGGCGGCUCUCGCCAGCAGGUGCGUCGAGGCGCUGAGUGCGUUUGACGACGUGGACGAUGCUAUCAUGAGUUGUGGCGAGGACGUUAGAGAGGUGCAACCCGAGGAUUUUCAAUUGCUCGCCGAGUCCGUGAAGCAUCGGUUGACUGGAAGCCACGACCUUCUUUACAAAAUCGUUGACAUUUAUCUCAAGGAAUAUGACGGGAAAAUAACGGAGGAUCAGAAAGCCGAAAUAUGCAACUCCAUAGACUGCACCACGCUCUCCCCACCGCUACUCAUGCACGCCGUCCAGAACCCCCAAAUGCCCCUCAGGUUCGUGGUCCAAGCCAUGUUCGUCGACCAGCUCAACACCCGCCGCGCCAUCGCCGUCGCCUCCACCGACCACCACAGAGCUCGCCGCCGCCGCCACCGCCCACCCAAACCCGCCCCCGCCCCUGCCGGUUGCCCAGAGGCGAUGUAUGCCACCAGCUCCCGAAUCUUGUCCUUGGAGAGAGAGUUGGAUGAAAUGAAGAAGCUUUUGCAACAGUCAAUGAACCAGGGCAGCACACCGUUUCUGCCCCCGUCUUCGAGUUUUCGGGGCACUACACCGGACCGGAACCGAUGGGGCACUACACCUGACCGGGCCCGAUCUUCGAGUUUCCGGGGCACGACACCGGACCGGGCCCAAUCUUCGAGUUUUCGGGGCACGACACCGGACCGGGCCCAAUCUUCGAGUUUUAGGGGCACGACACCAGACCGGGCCCCAUCUUCCAGUUUUAGAGGCACGACACCGGACCGGGCCCAAUCUUUGAGUUUUCGGGGCAAGACACCCGACCGGGCCCAAUCUUCAAGUUUUAGAGGCACCACACCGGACCGGGCCCAAUCUUUGAGUUUUCGGAGCAGUGCACCGGAGGUUUCCCGAGGCAGUACCCCGGAGCUGGCCCAAUCUCCGAGUUUUCGCAUCAGUGCACCGGAGCUGGUCCAAUCCUCGAGUUUUCGGGGUAGUGGACCGGAGCUGACCCGAUCUUUGAGUUUUCGAGGACCAGAGCUGGGCCGAUCUCUGAGUUUUCGGGGCGGUACACCGGAGACUAGAAUUGAAAAAGAGGGUAUAGGGUCUUUUUCUGCGAGCGGGUUUCGGCUUUUCCCGAGGGAGACGAUUAGAAUUGCAACUUCAUCCCAAGCGUCCAGUGAGGGAGUUUCUCCGAGAAGUGGAAAGAGUUCGAGUCGAUCGCUGAUUAGUAGGUUGAAGAGUGCAUUGGGAAUAAAGAAGAAACCCGAGAUUACAGAUCCGAUGGGUUCGAUCGGAUCUGAAGAAGAAACAGGAUUUGGAGGAAAAUAUGGUGAAGGAUUAUAUGGGAAUGGGAAUGUUGCUGUGAUGAAAAAGAAUAUGCCUUUUCACCACCGUUAUAUGGGAAGGAUUAUAUGGUUAAAACUUUCACUUUUCUCUUCCAUUUGGAUUCUCUCUUUCAUUUGACAAUUUGAUUGAUACAACUAAUUUGUGAAGUUCUUCGUUUGUUUUUCUAAAGCAGGGACUCUAUUCUUUCUCGGAAUUGACUGUUUGGAUAACAAAGGUGAGCGGAUAUGCUUAGUCAUUGAUUUCGAGAUCUUGAGAUAAGUCGAAAUUUGCGUAUGUUGAUUCGGAUACUCAGUAAUAAAAGUAAAUGUCUCAUUCCGCAAUCUGAGCUUCUACUAGUAGACAUCUAUCUAUAAUGUGUUUUUGAGCAAGUCUAUUCAAGAGAAUGCAAUAGAAGGUGGCUAUGUAAAAAGGGUAUUGUUGUUUUUUCGUUGCAUGCAGUAGAUUGUUUUAUUUUCUUCUUCUUUCGUGAAUAAUUCAGUCAAAUCAAGUAUAUCUUGUAUUAAGUCAUGAUUCGUUUUUUU